Rosa rugosa (rugosa rose) is the source of this 2607-nucleotide messenger RNA. RefSeq names its product chitin elicitor receptor kinase 1-like. The record is from RefSeq and is a predicted model, not a curated record. Lineage: Eukaryota; Viridiplantae; Streptophyta; Magnoliopsida; Rosales; Rosaceae. Gene Ontology annotation, biological process: innate immune response; protein phosphorylation. Gene Ontology annotation, molecular function: transmembrane receptor protein kinase activity; ATP binding. The transcript has 11 exons.
GAAGUCUGUUAUAGGCUGUUAUUAGACAAUACAUUACGUACAAGCCACCAUGUAUUACUCUAAUCAUUCAUGUCAUUAUAUCCAGCAAAACAUCUCCGGCUUCUGCAUUCUAUACGACAACGAAAUCGAAAAAAUUCUCCGAUAGACGACAGUCCCAGAAUUGUCGUAUUGGGAUCUCAUUGGACAGGCAUCGCUGUAAUGUUCUCCAUCUCCAUGACCCAGUCUCUGUUCCGGUAGAAGAAAUCAACUCAAAACCGAGGGAAGGUUUAGCCCUUCAGCCUUUUUUACUGUUGGGCAGCCGCAGACAUAAUGUACGACAAAUUAAACCCUCUGAUUAAUUCUUUAAACAAAUCCUUAAUCACUUCUUAUCACCUAAUUCAAUAAUUGCAGACUAUACCCCCAGAAUAGUCACCAGUCCACGGUCCAAAAAACCCACCGAAAAGCAUUCAUCUUUGUCUCUAGAACCAGCAACCCAGUUGAUGGUUUCGAGUUUUGAAUCGACCCAGAUGAAGUUCCGGAUUGGAUGUGUGUUGUUUGUUGUGUUGUGUCUUUGUUCUGGAGCAAAUUCCCAGUGCGGUAGUAGCCAAAGCUGCGAUGCUUUGGGUUCUUAUUACUUAUGGCAGGGCACCAAUCUCACCUUCACCGGAACGUUAAUGAACACCAGCGACGCCAUCAUAGCCAGUGUUAACAAAUUGCCGAACAAGGACAGUGUUCAAUCCGGGACGAGGGUCAAUGUUCCGUUCAGCUGUGGCUGCAUAAAUGGUUCGUUUCUGGGCCACGUGUUCGAGUACGACAUCGUCAAAGGCGACACGUACGAAAAGGUUGCGAGUUUGUACUAUGCCAACCUGACCACGGCGGAUGCUAUGGCGUGGUUCAAUGAGCACCCUGAGAUUGACAUACCCGAUAAUGCGAAGCUGAAUGUGGUGGUCAACUGUUCGUGUGGGAAUAGCGCGGUUUCCGAGGACUAUGGGUUGUUUAUCACGUACCCACUUCUGCCCGGAGACAGUCUGGCUUCGAUUGCUCAGGCGGAGAAUCUGGAUCAGAGUUUGCUGCAGGAUUAUAAUCCGGGUGUGAACUUUAGCGGAGGGAGUGGUUACGUGUACAUUCCGGGCAAAGAUCAAAAUGGAAGCUAUGUGCCUUUGAAGCAAAGUUCAGCUGGUAUGACCUUCUCCAAAAGUUGGUCUGAUAUCCAAUGCCAAUGUGUAAGGGUUGACUCAGCAAUCAACAGUAAUUUGAGCUCAAUUUUUGUGUCUGUAUAAGCAGGACUGGCAGGUGGAGCCAUUGCUGGCAUAAUUGUUGGAGUAAUUGCUGGAGUGCUGUUAGUGGCUGGUUUUGUAUAUUUUGGAUUUUACCGAAAGAAGAAGGUGGACACAACUGCACUGUUACCAACAUCUGAACAAUCUUCUCAAAAUGGGCGCUCCCUUGGAAUUAUCCCAGAUAAAUCUACUGAAACCAACAGUGCUUCUAGAGGCCCAACAGGCAUUACCGUGGACAAAUCAGUGGAGUUCUCUUUUGAAGAACUUUCCAGGGCUACUGAUAACUUCAGUCUGGCUAAUAAGAUUGGACAAGGUGGUUUUGGGGCUGUUUACUAUGCCGAGCUGAGAGGCGAGAAAGCUGCAAUCAAGAAGAUGGAUAUGCAAGCAUCAAAAGAAUUUCUUGCCGAAUUAAACGUUUUGACUCGUGUACAUCACUUGAAUCUGGUGCGCUUGAUUGGUUAUUGUGUUGAGGGAUCCCUUUUUCUCGUAUAUGAAUACAUUGAAAAUGGCAAUUUAAGCCAACAUCUGCGUGGUUCAGAGAGGGACCCAAUACCAUGGUCUAAUAGAGUGCAGAUUGCCCUGGAUUCAGCAAGAGGUCUUGAAUACAUUCAUGAGCAUACUGUUCCUGUUUAUAUCCACCGUGACAUAAAGUCAGCCAAUAUAUUAAUAGACAAGAACUACCAUGCAAAGGUUGCAGAUUUUGGAUUGACUAAACUGACUGAAGUUGGAAGUACAUCACUCCCCACGCGUCUUGUGGGAACAUUUGGAUACAUGCCACCAGAAUAUGCUCAGUAUGGCGAAGUUUCUCCCAAAGUAGAUGUAUAUGCUUUUGGAGUCGUCCUUUAUGAACUAAUCUCUGCCAAGGAAGCAGUUGUGAGGGCAAAUGCUUCUGGAGCAGAAUCAAGGGGCCUUGUUGGUUUGUUCGAGGAAGUCCUUAAUCAGCCCGAUCCAAGAGAAGAGCUCCAAAAAGUGGUUGACCCUAGGCUUGGAGACAGCUACCCACUUGAAUCAGUCCGCAAGAUGGCCCAACUUGCCAAAGCAUGCGUGCAUGAGAAUAAAGAAUUGCGCCCAAGUAUGCGAUCUAUUGUUGUUGCGUUAAUGACACUUUCAUCAUCAACUGAAGAUUGGGAUGUCGGAUCCUUCUACGAAAAUCAGUCUCUUGUCAAUCUAAUGUCAGGAAGGUAGAAUCUGAUGCAAAAUGUUGUUUGUGUUUAUAGGAAGUUUCUUUGAACAUUACGAAUAUAAGAUAUCAUAGACAUUGUACAGACACAUAAUCGAGCACUGUGAGUCUUUUGUAAACUGUACAUACAUAAUAUCAUUAAAGUAUCAAUGAAGAGGUAAAAGUUACAUA